This is a messenger RNA of Salmo salar (Atlantic salmon), 8109 nucleotides long. NCBI's taxonomy places the organism in Eukaryota, Metazoa, Chordata, Actinopteri, Salmoniformes, Salmonidae. The record is from RefSeq and is a predicted model, not a curated record.
CAUAGCCUACAUUGACCAUAAUUCCUCACAAUAUUACAAAAAAGAGCAGGGGUGUAUUGAAGUAUAAGUAUUUUAAUACCGUUUCCUAGGGUGAAGAUGAAACUCAUAAUUCUGAAACUUUUGGACACGGUAUUAGUUUACUCUUUCAUUUUUUAUGGUAGGCUAUACUGUCUUAUCAUUUGUGAAAUUCCCAUCACAAGCAACCUACUCGACAAUAGGCAUUCGAAUCGCAGUUCAGUGGGGUCCGCACUGUCACACAGCCCAUUUCCCCCUUUAUCUCCAGCAACCGUGCUCAAGGAUUUUACAUUUCAGCCGCUCCGUCUAGCUUUCAGCUCGAAUUGGACAUCGGAACUAACUGAAGCAAGGUAACCUAACAGCUGACCUAACAAGAUUCGAAGAAGAGGAUUUGGGAGUACCAGAUUUCCAAAAUGCCUGUGGCAUCAGCCAACUCAGAGUCUGCCAUGCAGCAGGUUCUGGACACACUGAGUGACAGCACCAGCUCUACCAUGGCCAAUGACCUGGACCUCAUCUUCCUCAAGGGCAUCAUGGAGAGCCCCGUGUUCCCAUCUCCCAGCUACCCUCAGGCCCAUGAGAACCUGGAGGAGUCCAGGCUGGAGGCGGUGAGUGACAACAACAUGGAGCUGGUGCAGGACAUCCUGAAGGAGCUCACUCCCCUCACACACAGGAACAAGGCUGCAGACGAACUGGCAUGCAUACUGAAGGAGCCACACUUCCAGUCUCUCCUGCAAACCCAUGAUUCGGUGGCAUCCAAGACCUUUGAGACUCCUCCUCUCAGCCCCUGUUCCUUCAUGGACGCUGCCUUCAACACCCAGCCUGUAGCCCCAGACGCAGUCAGGAUGGUGGGCAUCCGCAAGGUGUCUGGAGAGCACCUGGGUGUGACGUUUCGGGUAGAGAGCGGAGAGCUGGUGAUCGCCCGCAUCCUCCACGGCGGGAUGAUCGACCAGCAGGGCCUUCUCCACGUGGGUGACAUUAUCAAGGAGGUGAACGCAAAAGAGGUGGGCAACGACCCCAAGGUGCUCCAGCAGAUGCUGAAAGAGGCCAGCGGCAGUGUGGUGCUCAAGAUCCUCCCCAGCUACCAGGAGCCUCACACCCCACGCCAGGCGUAUGUGAAGUGUCACUUUGACUAUGACCCGUCCCAUGACAACUUAAUCCCCUGUAAGGAGGCAGGCCUGGGCUUCAGCAGUGGAGACAUCCUGCAGCUCUUCAACCAGGAGGACCUCAACUGGUGGCAGGCAUGUCACCUAGUGGGGGGCAGUGCAGGCCUCAUUCCUAGCCAGCUACUGGAAGAGAAGAGGAAGGCUUUUGUCAAGAGAGAUCUGGAGCUGGUUACUGCAGGUCCUUUUUGUUCUGGAAUGGGUGGGAAGAAGAAAAAAAAGAUGAUGUAUCUGACAACCAAAAAUGCAGAGUUUGAUCGGCACGAGCUGAGGAUCUACGAGGAGGUGGCCAAAGUUUCCCCGUUUCGCCGGAAGACAUUGGUUCUGAUUGGAGCACAGGGAGUGGGCCGCCGUAGUCUAAAAAACAAACUGUUGGUGUCUGACCCCCUGCGCUACGGGACCACCAUCCCCUUUACUUCGAGGAAACCCAAGGUGGAUGAGAAGGAUGGACAGAUGUAUUCGUUCAUGACUCGCAGUGAGAUGGAUAUGGACAUUAAGAACGGACGCUUCCUGGAGCACGGCGAGUACGACGGGAACCUCUACGGCACGAAGAUCAACUCCAUCCAUGAGGUGGUGGAUGCUGGAAAGAUCUGCAUCCUGGAUGUCAACCCACAGGCACUUAAGGUUCUGCGGACAUCAGAGUUCCUUCCCUACGUGGUGUUUAUUGAGGCUCCAGAUUAUGAGGUCCUCAAAGCCAUGAAUAAGUCUGCCAAAGAAGCCGGAGUGAUGACUAAGCAGUUAACGGACUCUGAGCUGAAGACGACAUUGGAUGAGAGCGGGAAGAUCCAGCGUGCCUACGGACAUUACUUUGACCUGAACAUCAUCAACGACAGCCUGGAGGGGGCCUUCUGCGGCCUGAAGACGGCACUGGAGAGACUGAGCUCAGAGCAGCAGUGGGUUCCUGUCAGCUGGGUCUUCUAAAGGCCAAUCAGUCAGAGGUCAGAGCUAGAUGUCAGGAGGUCAGGAUAGGGGUCAAAGGUCUGAGGAGUUGGCAGGUAGAGUGGGACCAAUUAGGAGAGAGUAAAUUGUAAAGGAGUGGAGUUUCCCUCAGCAGCGUGUGACGCUAUACGAUGUGCAAGUUACAUCAAUUUUAGUUCCGUUUCCCUUGUUUUGUAGGCUAAGAAUGAGCUUCAAAUUUGCAUCGUCAAAGUCACGAAAACAUGGUCAUUUAAGAUAUAUAUUAAAUUGUAUACUCUACCAUAUGCUGGUUUUCAAUGUAUUUGAUGGCCAAGAAGAAGCAUGAAGCCGAAAAGUGAAAUCCGUUUCAUUAGAACUACAAAUCUUUCGACAGCUCGCCAGGUCUACACAUUUUUUUUUUUGCAUUUAAUUUUUUUUUUGCAUUUAAAAAAAGUACCGGCUGGCAAUGUUCAUAAAAAAACAAACAGUGUAAUUUAAUAUACAACACAUCAAUCAGCCUGUAAGUAACGGGUUCUUAUUGUGAGAGUUAGCUACUGCGUGAUCUACAAUGGCAGCCCACAGACGAACAUGGAAGACCCUGGAUAGAAAUGUGUUUUAAACGCUUAUUUGAUAGCGAGGGACACAUUCAACCCAACAUAUCAUAAGUUUUGUUCCUCGACAUUAUGGAUCUGCAUUUGUUGAUGGGAAAUGUUUUUUUUUUGGUGAAACCAAAUAGUUUAGGUUUGUUUGAUGAAGGGAUCCAGGAUACAGUUCUUUCCACAACUUGGCAUCAAUUAACAGUAAAGUAACAGUAAAGUUUUUUAUUUGUAUUUAAAUCUUAAUAUAAAUGCCUAUUUGCAGGACGAAACUGGUAAGUUCUCGGCUAGAGCAUGCAUGUUACGGCAUGCUGUCAAAGCAGCAGGAGAUGUAGUUCAAAUGAGACUUUUCUAACUUUCUGCAAUGUCUUACUUCUUGAGCGUCAAAUAUUUUUAGAAAAGGCAUUGAUAUGACUAAAACACGAAUAUGAAUAUGAUGUUAUAUCAUAUAUAUCUUAAAUGACCUUGUUUUCCUGAAUUUAAUGAUAUAGUCUUCAUUCCCAUUCAAAAGACCUGGGCCCAGUUUCCCAAUAGUGAUGUAACUUAGGCUUACGAGUGUUUAAACAUUUUUAUCAUUCCUACAACGGCCGAAUAUGUAACAUGCGUUUCCCAAAACACCACGCAGAGAGAAUGUUUGCUAAAUGCGUCGUUGGAGCAUGUGUCGAUACUGAUAGGGUCGAAAGACAGGCAGUGCUGCUCUCAGAUCAGCUUUAGAUAUUUCCACAUAUGGCAACAAAUAUUGAGGCUGCUUAUUCUAAAUGCUUAUCCAAUAAUAAUGCACAAAAUGUGUCACAUCAUUGCACAUGUUGCUAAACAUAAUGACAAAUAGUGAGGCCAAAAUUACAAAGAGUAGCUUAGCCUAAAAUGAGCAAAAUAUAACUGAUUGAACAUAAAAUGUAUUUCAAUAUGAUUGAAAUACUGUAUAUAGGCCUAUGUAGCCUAUAUUAUUUAUAUUUUAAUGCAGUCAUCUUAGUUUUCAUUUGAAGCAUUGUUUGUCAUUUGCUUGUUUGUAACAAUUGCAAAGACAUUGCCAACUUUGUAUUUGUAGUCAACUUCGUUCUGAAGUUAUCGGUGGUCACAGAGAGACAGAAAAACAUCUUAAUUCUAUGUUUAGCGGAGAUCUCUGUAUGCGUGUGUGGUUAAGAUAGCACCGACCGAGGGCGCCUCGCCUCGAGCUCUGAUAAAACAUUGCAGGUUUCUACUUUUUUUGUGGGUGUUUUCUGCUGUUUUUCUCAAAUUUUCAUAAUAAUUUUACUUCAUGCAUUACUACAUACACCCGGGUAGAACUAUUAGAAUAUGAAUCACUCGGUACUCACCAUCCACCCGACCUCCCUAGAGUAGGAAGCGAAGACGCCAAUGGAGAGGCAGACGUGGCGGGAUCUUAGUGAGAUUAAGACGCUGUGCGUCCCGUCCUCCAUUUCCGAGCAUAUUAUUCGCCAAUGUUCAGUCAUUAAAUGAACAAACUUGACGAACUCAGAGCGAGGAUCUCCUUCCAGAGGGACAUCCGAUCCUGCAACAUACUCUGGUUUUCUGAGAUUUGGCUUUCCUCCAACAUCCAAACGGAUUAUAUACAACCAGUGGGUUUUAGUAUAUUUCGAACGGCUCUCUCUGGCAAGAUCAAAGGUGUUGGGCUCUGCUUUAUGACCAACAACACAUGGUGCGAUGGAGGAAACGUACAUGAACUUGCGAGCUUCUGUUCCCCCUACUUGGAAUACUUGGUCAUCAAAUGUCACACUUUUUAGCUACGGAGAGGGUUAUCAGGGAUUAUCGCCAUGUCUGUGUACAUCCCAUCCCAAGCCAACACCAAAAAGGAUCUCAAAGAUCUUCAUUGGACCCUGAACAAACUGGAGAGCACAUUCCCGGAGGCAAUGUUCAUUGUUGCAGUGGACUUUAACAAAAGUAAUUUGAGAGAUGUGCACCGAAAUUAUUACCAACACAUCGACUGUCUAUUUUGUGGAAAUUCUACUCUUGACCACUGCUACACACCUUUCGACACGGGUAUAAGGCCCUCUCCCGUCCUCCUUUCGGCAAAUCCGACCAUGACUCCAUCUUGCUUCUCUCCGCUUACAAACAAAAACUCAAGAAGGAAGUUCCGGUGGACAGGUCUGUGCAGAGUUGGACCAAUCAGAAUUCACGCUCCAAGACUGUUUUGAUCACAUGGACUGGAAUAUGUUUUCAAAAUCAAUGAAUACGUUGACUCAGUCACCGGAUUCAUAAGAAAAUGCAUAGAUGACGUGAUACCAAUAGUGUCUUUCAAAACGUUCCUGAAUCAAAAACCGUGGAUUGAUAGCAGCCUUGUAGGAAAACUGAAAGAGAGCGAUGCUGCUUAUAAACAGGGCAAGGUUACCAGGGACAAUAGUUUGGUUGAACAGUACAAAUAAGACCUACUCAGAUCGAUCAAGAUGGCAAAACACAAGUAUAGGGACAAAGUGGAGGAGCAAUUCAGCAGGUCAGACACAAGGCAUGUGUGGCAGGUCAUCAAUGCCACCCUACCGGAGGUGCUAAACACCUUUUUCUCACGUUUUGAGUACAAUGACCCUGAGCUGCCCAGGAGAGCCCACGAUGACAACGUGGGCUACACACUCACAGUCUCCACUGAGGACGUAUGGCAGAUGGCAUCCCUAGCCGAGCCCUCAGAGCAUGUGCAGACCAGCUGGCUGUUGUGUUCUCUGACAUUGUCAAUCUCUCCCUAGCUCGGGCCGCUAUACCAACCUGCUUCAAGAUGUCCACUAUCAUCCCUGUGCCCAAGAAAGGGAAAGUAACUGAACUGAAUGACUACCGACCAGCAGCACUCACUUCCGUCAUCAUGAAGUGCUUCGAGAGGCUUGUCAUAGACCAUAUCACCUCCCUCCCCAACACACUCGACCCUCUCCAGUUCGCCUACCGCCCUGACAGAUUCACAGACAACGCAAUCGCCAUUGUACUGCACACUUCCCUUAUCCACCUUGACAAAAGCAAUGCACAUGUGAGGAUGCUGUUCAUCGACUACAGCUCGUUCAAUACCAUAGUGCCCUAUAAGCUCAUUACAAAGCUCACGGCCAUGGGUCUGAACUCCUCCGUAUGUAACUGGGUCCUGGACAUCCUGAUGAGCCUUCCAUCUCCCCCUGCCACUCCCCCAUGGACAUUUCCCCCCCGCUACAUCCCCUAUGGACAUUUCCUCCCCACAUCCCCUCAACGGUUAUUUACCUUACAUGCUUCUCCCUGUAUGGACAUUUUCCCCCAUACCCCCAACUGACUUUUACUCUGCCCCCACAUUCAUCACUGUUGCAGUUGUUAAUAUGUAUAUUAUUGAUUUAUAAAAGUUGUUUUAUUUAUUUUCUUUAACUUGGUCCCCACAUCCCCUAUGGUCAUUGCCCCACACCACAAAAUGGUUUAUAACAUUGUGUCAUUCUGAACUUUAUCCGCAAUGUCAUCUGUAAAGAUGCUAAAGACCUGCAUCACGAUACUAAGAGCUUUGCCGUUUGUAAAAAUACGUAUUUAGGUGGUUUUUUUUGUGUUCUUUGGACGUCCUGGAACUCAGAAAGUCAAUCGCUGCUAGUGUAAGUUUCUCAAAACCAAGUGAAAAUGCAAAAAAAGUGUCUGGACCCUUCUAUAGCAUGCCAUUUACAGUACAUCACAAAUUUACAGAUUAGGUUCCUAAAUAAUGAAAUUCUCCUUUAAGAUGCUUUUGGGAAACCGGGCCCAGGGACAUGGAUACAGACGUAUGACAUAGGAAGCAUCACUUUCAUGGGGUAUUGGUUGGAGGCCUGUUGUAAAGGGCCAAUUCAGAUGCUCCAGUGCAAGGGGUUUGCCUCAUGGUAGACUGUUGCACAAAUUAUAGUUCCUCCACAGACAUGAUGUCGAACUGUAAUUUCUGUAAAAAGAAGUAGCCUAAUUAAUAUAAAAAAUAUAUUAACAAAAUAUAUAUUGGUAUUUGUUGUGGAGGCGUUAGAGGUGUUUUGGGUAGCGUGUGAGUGAUACGAGUGACAGUAUAUUAUAUAGGUUGAAGUAGGCUUAUAUAUUUAGCAAAUACUGUGCUGGAGGUCUUGGAGUAUAAUGAACAUUGUUAUACUACCAGGAGUUCAUUGAACAUUUUUAUCCUUACGAAAUAUGUUUUAUUUAUUAAAGAAAAUUGGGGCCUUACCAAAUCUUACAAAAACUAUGUACUGCAAUGUUUACAUUCAGUGUUUCAUUUUAUGGCAGAUUUAAAGAAUACACAAAGGUACCAACUGUCACUAUUCUUUAUAUGAAAUUCUGUAUAUUUGGUCAUAUGAUCAUACAAUUGUAAAUAAUUGACAACUGUUGAUCUUACUGUACUUAUUCUUAUUAAUGUUCUUUGUUGAAAAAAAUAAGAUGGCAUAGCAAUACAUGAUCUGAGAUAAAUAUACACAAAUGCAUGCAUGAAUGCAUAGGCACACAUGCAAAGACAUUAACACAGCAAUCAACAAUGCAUCCUUCUGUUGAAUUUACCCUGUUGCAGCACAUGCUCUAUUUUCUUACUCCGAGAAUGGAAUGUUUUACUGUCAGCUUCCAUUUCUUUGUUCUUUGUUGCCAUGUUUUUAACAAAUAUGUAUUUUUUUUAAUUGGUUUAUUGUGUGAGAUGUUGGAAAUAGGUCUCCCGGUCUCCCGGUUGUGGCCGGCUGCGACAGAGCCUGGGCUCAAACCCAGAAUCUCUAGUGGCACAACUAGAACUGCAAUGCAGUUAGACCACUGCGCCACUCGGGAGGCCCCCAGAUGACGGCUUUUGACAAGAAACAUUUUUUCAAACACUUUUUCCCGGUUGGCCGAUCUACUAUAUUAUUAUUCUAUAAUUAUUUUAAGAGAUCUCUCUGUUGCCAGGUGAAGUUGGGCAGGUCAAAACAGUGAAUGUGCUCUUUUGAAUGAGAUUGUGUAACUCAGUGCUUUAGUGAUGCUACAUUUGUUCUUUUUUUUUGUAAAAAAGAGAGUCUUUUCUAAUUACAGAAACUAUUUUAGUCUUGUGUGAGGUCUGUUGAAAUGCUUUGGUAGAAACUCUGCAGAUAUAACAACAAAAAAAGAAAUGGGGCAGACUAACUUAAAGGGGGAAUUUGCAGAUCUAACAACACCAAAGCGAACACCCCGGCACUGUUUUGGUCAACAGCUGAAGGAGGGGGCUGAAGAAAUGUAACCACUCUCAAAUUCAUAGACAUAGCUAUGGAUGCAAGGACUGACCAUCCAUGAGAUAAAAAUAAUAGUUUUAAUCUAGCUCUAUAAAUAGUACACCAAAUUCAUCAUAUUUUAUACUUUUACAUUAGGAUAUUGUCUUUAAAAUAUGUAUAACCUCAUGUUAUUGCUCACAUACUGAUGUGAUGUGUAGUAUCCAGUACAUCCACAUCUGUGUAUUAAGUUAAUUAAUUUAAGUGUUUUCCCUUUGAUAGUGGUGCAGAUCACAAACAGAAUGAAACAGAAAAAUAAAGACUUACUUUAUUGAACCAAGUAACCAA